Molecule: messenger RNA, 777 nt
Organism: Cyclospora cayetanensis
Lineage: Eukaryota; Apicomplexa; Conoidasida; Eucoccidiorida; Eimeriidae
Exons: 2
Coding region: 1-777 (258 amino acids)
Source: RefSeq, a predicted model, not a curated record
AUGGCAAACAUGCACUUUGGACGGACUGUUCCAGUCAAUUUCAGGCGGUUCCCUUCUUUAGUGUGCCGCAGCCUCCUUGGUAAGACUAUCAAGGUGCCGCAGGAUCUGGAGGGCCAGCUCAAUCUUCUAGUUGUGGGUUUCAGGACGUCUCACUAUAAGGCCAUGGAUUCUUGGACUCCGUUUGUACAGAAUUUAAAGAAAGAAUUGCUAGCAAAGCAUAACGCCGAUGUUGCACGCGUGCAUGCAUAUCGACUUGUUAUUAGGUACCGCGGUGAAAUUUUCUUGCGGUGGUGGACAGACGAGAGGCUCCGUUUGGCAGUAGGCACCACACAUUUGGAAGUCGAUCAUGCCAAAUCAGCUACAACCGAAGCCAAUCAGGAGCGUCAGCAUGCUUCUGGUCUCGCGGCGUCUUGUACAGUUUCUACGACAGAGCAGAGAUCUUGCGAGGGGAAUGCGGCAAGCACGGCAAACAGCAACCUUGAAGAUGUUCGUCUGUCUAGGCUACAUACAAUUUGCUCCCGAACGUUGACUUGCUUUACCGAUAAGCGCGCUUUUAUUGACUCACUGCAGCUCCCAGAUGCUCAGCGGGUCUACAUUUUUCUUGUUGAUCAGGAAGGUGGGGUAGAAUGGUGCGAGCACGAGGGUUAUUCCCCUGCCAAAGAGAAGGCAAUCCGGGAGCUUCUGCAAUUACCGGUGUUAAAUGUUCCUUCUCCUCAGCUAGCCAUAAAUGAUGUGGGGUUUCUACCUGAGUGCUCAGAGAGGCAGCUCAAAGCAUGA